Messenger RNA from Strongylocentrotus purpuratus (purple sea urchin), 2816 nucleotides. It is a transcript of the gene prrc1, whose product is annotated as protein PRRC1. Bases 119 to 1249 code for a protein of 376 amino acids. Gene Ontology annotation, biological process: activation of protein kinase A activity. The record is from RefSeq and is a predicted model, not a curated record. NCBI's taxonomy places the organism in Eukaryota, Metazoa, Echinodermata, Echinoidea, Camarodonta, Strongylocentrotidae. Gene Ontology annotation, molecular function: protein kinase A regulatory subunit binding. The transcript is spliced from 7 exons. Gene Ontology annotation, cellular component: cytoplasm.
UUGUACCUGAACUGAAGCUUGUCCCAAGAUUGCCUACCUCCCAGAUUACGUGGCAAGUCGCCUUGGCCUACAUACCAAAGUCUUUGUCAGGUAUUGACAUUAUUCUUGUGCUGUCAUUAUGAUGGAAGAAGUGAGCAGUGAUGACCACAAAGAAGUGGACCCAGGCCUGCCGGGAGAGGAGGCGCAAGAGGUCGCACCAGCAGGAGAUGGAGGCAGUCCUCAGCCACCAGUCCCAGACAGCACUUCAUCCCUCCUGUCUGGAGUUCCCCCUCCCCAGCCGCUUGGGAGCCACAUCUACCCACCACCACCCCCUGCCGGUGACCUAGGGGCUGUGUCGUCCUUGGGGCAGCAGCAGCCUCAGCCACAGAUCUUCACACCAUCCAUGCCUGCUGAGCCAGUGGGUACAUCAGGGUACUCGUAUGGGGUGGUGUCAAGUCCUGAUCCACAGAGCCCUCCACCAAUGGAAAUGCCUCAUCAGUCCAUCGCAAGCAGUAGUACCCCAGAGGUUGACCCCAACCCCCACCCUGAAUCAUUAGGAGGGGGUGGGGGAGGGGGCCUCUUUGGAUGGGGCAGUGGCAUUAUGAGAAAGGUCAUGGAGAAAACCAAGAGCUCAGUUGAUACAAUGAUAACAACACUAGAUCCUGGUAUGGCAGCAAUAAUCCGUUCUGGUGGGGACGUGGAUAUCAUUGUUGCAUCAGACAAAGAGGUGAAAGUAGCGGGAGUCCGAGAUGCAUUCCAGAAGGUGUUUGGUAAGGCCACGGUUACCGGUCUGGCAGCCCAGUCUAACAUCGCACCUCAGCCCGAGGGGUACGCAGCGGGCUUGAAGGGGGCGGAGGAAAGGAUAACAAAUCUUAGGAGGAGUGGGGAGGUACAUGAGAAACAACCCAUGGUGUCAGUGGAGAGCUUCAUUGCUGAGCUGCUUCCAGACAAGUGGUUUGAUAUUGGAUGUGUCAUCCUACAAGAUCCCUACCAUAACAUAAACCUGGAGAACUUCACCCAGGCCACACCCAUCCCCUCUGACCUGGUGGAAGAGGCGCAGAGAAUGACCCCUCCGGACUACAACCUGCGGUGGUCUGGCCUCGCUGUGACCAUCGGUGAGGUGAUUGAGAGAUCAAACCAGGGGAUUCCCCGAUCAGACUGGCACAAGGCCUUCACAGGGAUGUCCAGACAGGAGAUGAUUUAUAGUGCAGCCAUCUCGUUAGCAGGGACCUAUAAGGUCCAGCUGUCAGGGAAGACCCAAACUCUGUGAAUCGAACUCUAAGGGUUGUACGGAGGACUUGACUGAAUGUAUCAGGGUACUAGUGUGGUGUCCACAUAGAAGAGGAACUCGGCUCAAAAGUGAUGGUUGCUAUCUGUGGCUUGAAGACUUCCUAUUGAAAAGAUUGUAUGGGAAUGAAUGCAUGCCAUGAGUAGGAUUGUAAGAACACUAUAUACUCUAAGGCAACUAGACACAUUCACACAUAGUCAAAUCAGACUUAAUUUUCCAACCAUCUUUUUGAGGCAAACGAUGCUAAGGCAAAGAUAGAUAGCAGUUUUGUUAGGUCGGUAUACAAAUUUUGAGAAUAAUGCAAGAAAGUGUGCCUGCAUGUGUACACACUGUAGCUACCUCUAGGAAUCUCGAUUCUGUUUGUAUCGGCUUUAGCAUCAAGCCAUCGAGCUAGGUGUCCAAGUUCCAGGUGUAGAAGUAAGUGACAAUCAAAUGAUGCGCAAUGUCAACAACUUAGUAAUAAAUGAAUGAAUUUUUUGUUUUGUUGGGGGGUAGGGGGGGGGGGGGAGAAUGAUUUGGCAACUGAUUUAAGCUUUGCUAGAGUUAGAGCUUCUAGGACAAAUUAGGGUCUGCAUUGAAAAGCUAUGAUUAUGAUAUGAAAUGGCUCCAUCCAUCUUCAAAUUUUAUAUAAAUGAAUUAGUAUGCACAAAAUUGUAAGAUACUUUUAUAAAUUAGUAGUUGGAAUUGCAAGAGUUCUGGUCUAGUAGAAUAUAAACUUGCCAUCCUUGUGCCUUUGGAAUUUGAAGAUCAUUAAAGAUCAAAGAAGCUUUUCUACCUUGUUAAUUUUAGAUCAAGAGUUGAUUUUUGUGGAUCCUUGUAUAAUAUUUCCUGUUUAUGACACUGCAUUCAUUGGCAACCAACCUUCUUAUCUUGUCCAUACAAUUACCUUUAUUCUGUGACAAAAUGACUAUAAAAUAGGAAUUAAGUCAGUCAUAAAAUGAAAAUGAGUGAUUGGAUUAAUGGGGACCCAUCACGAGACAGACCGACUGUAUGUGGCUACAUCACUAACUUGCUGAGUAGAUAGUUCUAUCUACUUGGUCAGGGUGUAAACUUGAACUUGAUUUAGAAUAGAUAAUUUUAUGACUAUCAGCCAUUGAUAAAAUAUUUGAAUGUUUGAGGAUAGUUCUGAAAUAAAUUUGGAGUAUUCCAAAUUUCUAUAUGAUUUGAUUUUUGAAUAAAUUAUUUAAGAAUUUUAUCAUUUCUUAUUUGGGAUAAUUCUGUCACGUUUCUUGUCUAGAAAGGAAAGAGGGAAGAACAUGUGGUUUGUUUCCUAAAGUUCAAAGUUGAGUUCAGAUAUACAUGUUCCUGUGCUAUUUUCUUUAUAUCAAACUUACACUGUAAUUUUGUUUUUCUUUAGACAUUCUGUCAUGUUUACUUUGUCUCUAAUUUGUACGCAUUUGAUAUUUCUUCCUUCAAUAAUUCCAUGUUUGUUUUCUUUCGUCUAGAGAAAUUGUGUUUGUGAAACACGGCAUUUUUAUUUAUAUAUUAUUAUAAUACGGCUGUAGGCUGAGCUGAAGUAUUCAAUUAAAAAGAAAGUAGAAAAUGCAAA